AUGCCUACGCCAACUGGUUCACCUACGCCGCACCCGCUGCAGCUCCUUUCUACGCCAUUGCAGCCUUCCUCCUCGGAUGGCGCCCCGCUGACGAUCUUGCCGGCGACGUCGACUCCCGCGGCAUUCCCAACGACCUUUCGGUGUGGACUGGGCUUAUCUGAGCGCCCGGUGCGCCGCUUCUCCAAUCCUCCGAGUGGGCUUGGGCACUCGGAAGUACCUGUUUAUCAACCAUCGCCUCGUUCGGAGGGUGGUGCCUCUGCGGCCGCGAAGCGACGCGAGCGCGAGUUCUUCCACACGCGCGACGUUCUCAACAUGUCGGCCAAUCUGUCAUUCACAAGCAAUAGUCCUGUACUCGAAAACUGCUCACCUGCGUCGCUAGCCGAGUAUGAACGCAAUGGAACUACCACCGCUAGACCAUAUCGGCGCGUUGCCAGCUUCAACACCAUUCACCCAGUCGACGAUGUUCUACAACCGGAUUGCAUCUCAAGGCGUCGCCGCCCGACACACGAUUUCGAUGUCAGCCGCAGGGAGCAAAUGAAUAGGGCCCUUCACUACGAUAUCUGCGACGAACUCGACCGAUCCACUUCAUCGCUUGACUUGGCGCCGGCGCCGGAUGCCAGGGGUGACCUGCUGUACACCGGUCCGCCCGACGUCCCGCAGGAUGAAGCAAGCUGCGCUCCAUCUCCGCCUCCCUCAUUUCCCCGUCCGGAGUCCCCCAACUUCGAGGAGCAGAACGGACAUGGUAUACCUCACAAUGGCGCGCCGCUCGAAUACGAAAUCUCAAGGCUACGCGCGCGCGUAGAGGAUCUCUCGUAUCAACUCCUCGCAGUCCGCGUGAUGUGCCAGAACCUUUCCAACGCACGCAAUUUCCCGCCUAUGGUUCCCUACUGCGCCGCCCCGCAUCUAUCACCCAACGCGAUAUUCACGAGCACGGUUCAAUGCACUCAUUGCGAAUCUCACAUGCACCUUGACCUUAUUCCUCAAAGUGUGAACACACCUUUCCAGCUCGCAGUCAUGCGUAGCACUUGA
Peniophora sp. CBMAI 1063 is the source of this 1029-nucleotide messenger RNA. The record is from the annotation of a GenBank genome assembly. NCBI's taxonomy places the organism in Eukaryota, Fungi, Basidiomycota, Agaricomycetes, Russulales, Peniophoraceae.